Molecule: messenger RNA, 398 nt
Organism: Triplophysa dalaica
Lineage: Eukaryota; Metazoa; Chordata; Actinopteri; Cypriniformes; Nemacheilidae
Exons: 3
Coding region: 36-383 (115 amino acids)
Biological process (GO): peptidyl-histidine dephosphorylation
Cellular component (GO): cytosol
Molecular function (GO): protein histidine phosphatase activity
Source: RefSeq, a predicted model, not a curated record
GUGACAGUGGCUCGUGUUUCUAUCCCACAGUAAAGAUGGCAGACGCUCUGAGCAAAGUGCCCGACGUUGAGAUUGAUCCGGAGGGAAAGUUUAAAUACAUUUUAGUGAAUAUAAAGGUUAAAGGUGGAACUGAUAAUAAAGUAAUAGUGAGGGGAACUAAAAGCGCGGAGUACCACAAUCACAUAUUUGAAAAAGUGAAUCCUGCUAUGGAGACUUUGGGAUUGGAGUGCAGUUGUCUCGGAGGAGGCAAGAUUGAGCACAUCAGCAAUGAUAAGAAACUGCGCGUGUUUGGGGAAUCUACGGGCUAUGGAAAGGCUGACCAUGCUGUCACAGUGGAAAAGCUCAAAUCUGUCUAUAAAGAUUAUGAAGUCACUAUGGAAUAAAGUAGUACAUUUAAA